UCCGCAUUCCCAAGCUCAAGCGACAACAUUUCUUACAGAGUAUCACAGAAUGAUGAUGAUGCACGGAACUACACCGCUGUACACGCAGGCGCCAGUGAAGGCCCCACAGAGCGAGACGAUCUCCAAUUCUAUCGGUCUAGGCGACGACCGCUCCUCGUCCAUCGUGCUGCCGCGCGGUCACGACCUGGUCAAGCACCUGGAGCGUCUCAUCCCAGCCGCACCACAGCCGCAGCAGCUACAGCCACUAGUCUACGCGCGCCAGCCUAAGAUCCAGGAGUCCACUGCUUGUUUCGACGCUGUACGCGCACUGUCGUUGAUGCCCUACCAGCAGCCACAGCCUCAGGCUAUCUCGUGCAUGUCCCAGUACAUCCACGCUAAUUCUCGCUACGAGUCGUCCUCUGCCUCUACUCUACCGGACUCGCCACUGUACAGCUCGGACAACUCUAGCAAUGGCGGCGUCCGUGCCUAUAACCACACGGAAGAGUUUUUGAACCGCACGGAGCCGCGCGCUACCUGUACGCGCCGUCGUCGCGGCUCAAGCGGUAGCAGCAGCAAGCGCUGCCACGUCAUGGGAUGCGACAAGAUCUCAGUGAGCCGGGGCCUGUGUCGCGGUCACGGCGGCGGUCGCCGUUGCCAACACGCAGAGUGCAACAAGGGUGCCCAGAGCCGCAGCGACUUCUGCUGGGCGCACGGCGGCGGCCAGCGCUGCGAGGUCAAGGGCUGCAUGCGUAGCCGUAAGUCCAAGCGCUUCUGCGUGGCCCACCUGAACUGGGACAGUAACGCGCCGGCGUCUCCUGCUCCGACGCGCCCCCUGUACGAGGCGAUUCCUCGUCAGAUGGAGCUGCCGAUGCCGGCAAUGCCCAAGAACGUGUCUCCUGUCAGCCCGGUGUCUGCGUCGAACUCUCCUCGACUCCCCAGUCUGCUGCAGGCGCUGCGCAACACGCAGUCGUCCAUGGCAGUGCAGAGUUAGCAAGAACGAAAAUAGCGGUAGUAUUUUCAUUUUUAAAGUUAUAGUAAGACUACGGUCGAUUUUUCAUUCA
This is a messenger RNA of Phytophthora infestans T30-4, 1040 nucleotides long. RefSeq lists its product as uncharacterized. The coding region runs from base 50 to 970 and encodes 306 amino acids. The record is from RefSeq and is a predicted model, not a curated record. Lineage: Eukaryota; Oomycota; Peronosporomycetes; Peronosporales; Peronosporaceae. The transcript has a single exon.